This is a messenger RNA of Prosopis cineraria, 3412 nucleotides long. Its product is annotated as probable LRR receptor-like serine/threonine-protein kinase At4g29180. The record is from RefSeq and is a predicted model, not a curated record. The coding region runs from base 324 to 3065 and encodes 913 amino acids. NCBI's taxonomy places the organism in Eukaryota, Viridiplantae, Streptophyta, Magnoliopsida, Fabales, Fabaceae. Gene Ontology annotation, biological process: protein phosphorylation. Gene Ontology annotation, molecular function: ATP binding; protein binding; protein kinase activity. The transcript is spliced from 14 exons.
AGCUCUGACAGUAGUUUAUUUAAGGCGGAAACCAGGGUACAAACCAGACGGUAGGCACUGCAUCACUAGGACAUGAAGUUUCCACGUCAAGUUGCAGCAUUAACGCUGAAACUAUGUUUAACUAAUUUUUAAUUGCUUAGCGUGUAUUUUCCACACUUCAAGACUAAAGAGUUAUCCAGUGAGAGAGAGAGAGAGAGAUUUUGUUGGCAGAUAAAUGAGGUACCUAGUGACUAUACAGAUAUCUUGCUGGCAGAUAAAUUCCUUAACUACCUAGAAUAACAUGUUCAAUAAUAUUCUCUUAUAGGCAUUCUCACUGAGAUUACAUGACUGGGAAAUUGAGAUGCAACUGGGCUUGGUGCUCUUUGUUAUGGCUUGUCUCUGUAUCAAUAUUUGCGAUUCAAGAAGUUGAUGGAAAAUCCAUAGUUCAAGCUGCAGAGAAGAACUCUGUACAUCACAAACAUGCCAGAAGGAAGUUAGAUGAUGUUGGUGGCUCUAUUGACAUUGACUGUGGCCUACUUGAUGAACUAGGCUAUAUUGAUGGCAAAACUAAGAUACCCUACACUACAGAUUCAAAAGUCAUUGACACUGGAGAAAACCGGAACUUAUCAGUUGAGUUCAUUUCUGAAAGUCUUCAAAGAAUAUUUGAAAAUGUAAGCAGCUUUCCUGAGGGUAAGAGGAAUUGUUAUACUCUAAGACAUCCAGAAGGCAGAAAUACUGUUUACUUGUUGAGAGCUUCUUUCAUGUAUGGCAACUACGAUGGUCUGAAUCAUCCGCCCAAGUUUGAUCUUUAUAUUGGAGUUAAUUUGUGGGACACUGUGAAGUUUGACAAUGCCUCUCAUAUUGUAAUAAAGGAGAUUUUACAUGUGCCACCAAUGGAUGUUGUACAUGUUUGCUUACUGAACGCCUAUGAAGAAACUCCUUUUAUAUCAGCAUUGCAGAUGAGGCAUCUUCACAAUUUCAUUUAUGCUAACAAGUCUCAAACCUUAGCUUUAUAUAAACGUCUUGACUUUGGUUCCACAACCAAUGAAAUAGUAAGGUUUGAAGAGGAUACUUAUGAUAGAAUUUGGUAUCCUUACAAUUUACCUCAUUGUCAGUCACUGAGUACUAGAGUGACCAUUGAUUCCCUGAACAACGCAUAUCGACUGCCAUCAACAGUAAUGAGAACUGCUGUAACCCCAACUAAUGGUAGUGAUCCCCUGGAUGUUCAGUUUGACACGCGUGAUCCUAUUUCAAAGUUUUAUGUUUAUAUGCACUUUGCUGAGAUUAAAGAGCUACAGAAAAAUGAACGCAGGAAAUUCAACAUCACAUUGAAUGGAAAAUUGUUGGAUGAGUCUAUAGACUAUGUAAUUCUUAAUUAUUUGGACCCUACCACAAUUUAUAAUCCACAGCCCAUCACAGGACCCAAGCUCUGGUUCUCUUUGAACAAGAAAGAAAAUUCCAGCCUUCCUCCCAUUCUCAAUGCAAUGGAGAUUUACUUUGAGAAAGAUUCAUAUCAGGAACCUACAGCCCAAGAAGAUGUUAAUGCCAUUAUUGACAUCAAACAAGCGUACACAAUUAAGUCAUGGCAAGGAGAUCCUUGUGCACCAAUGUACUAUUCCUGGGAUGGAGUUAACUGCAGCUACAAAGGAUAUCAUGCGCCUAGAAUAAUUGAAUUAAAUCUAUCCUCCAGCAACUUGUCAGGAACAAUAAGUCAAUCAUUUUCCAUGCUUAAAUCCUUAGAAUAUCUGGAUUUAUCAAACAAUAGUUUAUCCGGAUCACUGCCUGAUUUUUUCAUACAUUUGCCACACUUGAAGACUUUAAAUUUAUCAGGAAACAUGCUCUCUGGUGAAAUUCCUUCACCUCUCAUGGAAAGAUCAAAUAGUGGGUCACUUUUGUUGAGCGUGGAUCGAAAUCCGGAUCUGUGUCUGAAAGCUCCAUGCAACAAAGAGGACAAGAGUACUUUUCCACUGCAUGCGGUCAUAGCCAUUCUUUCAUCCGUAGUAUUUCUAAUUGUAUUGGGUGUUGUGGUCAGCAUUAUUUGGAGAAGGAAAUUCAGCAAAAAACCAGCAAAUCAGCCAGUGAUAUCACAUGAAGAAGUUGUGCUAAAGUCAAACAACACACAAUUCACAUACUCCCAGAUAGUGGAUAUCACCAAUAACUUCGAGAAAAUGAUUGGAAAAGGAGGAUCUGGAACUGUUUACCAUGGCUCCUUGUCUGAUGACACACAAGUUGCUGUCAAAAUGCUCUCUUCUCCAGAAAGCAGUAAGCAGUUUCAGACAGAGGCAGAACUCUUAAUGCGAGUUCAUCAUAGAAACUUAGCUUCCUUCCUUGGAUAUUGUAACGAAGGUGGACACACUGCAAUCAUAUAUGAAUUCAUGGCUUAUGGGAACUUAGAGAAGUGUCUUUCAGGUUCAAAGAAAGAAUUAUCAAGUUGGAAAAAUAGGAUUCAGAUAGCAGUGGAUGCCGCUCAAGGACUCGAGUAUUUGCAUCAUGGCUGCAAACCUCCAAUAGUUCACAGAGACAUAAAGACAUCAAAUAUUUUGCUGAAUGAGAAAAUGCAGGCAAAAGUUGCUGAUUUUGGGUUCUCAAAGUUCUUUUCAGCUGAAAGCGAAAGUCACAUGUCAACCGGAGUCAUUGGAACAUUCGGAUACCUUGACCCAGAGUACUACUCAUCAUACAGGAUUACAGAGAGAAGUGAUGUUUACAGUUUUGGCGUUGUGCUUUUGGAGCUUAUUACAGGGCAGCGAGCAAUAAUAAAAGGUCAAGAAAACACUCAUAUUGUGAAUUGGGUUACCCCUUUUGUGAAAAGAGGAGAUCUGCAACAAAUUGUGGAUCCAAGUUUGCAGGGAGAUUUUGAUUUUGGUUCCAUGUGGAAGGCUGUGGAAGCAGCAUUAGCUUGUGUGUCUCUAACCGCUAUACAAAGACCAUCAAUGAAUUAUGUUGUCCCAGAACUAAAAGAGAGCUUAGAAAUGGAAGCAGCACGUGAGCAAAAAUGGGGUACAAAUGAACAAAGGCUGAAAUCAACCAGUUCGUUUGACAUGCAUGUAGUUGAUCUUGAAACUGCCUCUGGUCCAGAAGCAAGAUAGUGGGCAAGAAUGCUCUUUCUGAUAAUGAUACCCUAUAGAGAAUCUUUAAAAGUAUAGUCUGGUAAAAAUCUUGAUAUCAUUAUGUACAGAAGAAAUCAAUAUGUAUAAAGGAAAACGCACCUAGAAACAGAAAUAAAUAAAUAAAUCUAUGUAUGUAAUUGUACAUAUUUGGGUAGUCAACCCAGGGGAUAAUAGUUUUAUAACAAGACCAAUUGUAUUUUCCUUACCUUCCCAUACCGUCUCUCUGUUCUCUUUAUUUUAAAUUCUUCUCUUUCACUCUCAGUAUCUUGUAAUCAUGAUCUUCAUUGGAUUAAAUAAUUCAAUUGCCUCACAACAAUGAGUAUUUU